AUGCUGCAAAUAGGAUCGUUUGGGGCAAAGCGAUUGCGCCGGCCAAGGACUACUUCAUGGAUAGUCAGAAUUCACGCCGCCAAUAAAUCUCAUGAAAUCACCAACUUCCUCAGGAACCCCUUGAAAUCUGAACCACGCACCUUAAAAACUGGUAUGGUAAUAAAUGUGAUAGCAGCGAUAAGAGGGAGCUGGCUGCGGUCGGUCUGCAGACAAGAGGCCUUAGUCAUGGGAGGAAGAGGCUUUAUCUCCUCUGGGCACUGGAGAUGGCUGAUCGGGGUGGGAGGAUUAAAUGAAGAUAUUAUAGGCCAUAAACGGACAUUGUUCCCCUUUCACGCUCCUCCUAAUCUGGAUUGA
Nezara viridula (southern green stink bug) is the source of this 354-nucleotide messenger RNA. Lineage: Eukaryota; Metazoa; Arthropoda; Insecta; Hemiptera; Pentatomidae. The record is from the annotation of a GenBank genome assembly.